AUGUCGAUAUGGCCCGAUCUGGAAGUCCUCGACCCCAAGGACCCUUUUGCUGGUCGUCCGAACGUAUUCUCCUCUUCCUUUUGCCCUUCGCCUGACUCGAAAAAGGCCUCUUCGACCGAAGAAGAUGCUGACGAGGAGGAGGGGCCGGAGUACAUUGAAGCCAAUCGACAGCUGGUCAAGAGGAAUCCGCCGUCGUCUUUGGGUGGAACUGAACUUCGAAUCUCUUCACCCAACACUUUCACUCGAAACGGAAACAAUCGUGGGGAUUACUCAACUGGCAGGCGGAUUUUAGAUGAAUCUGAAAAACUGGUAAAAGCAUCAUUUUUAUUAGAGCAAGAUGGAUCCGUCGCGUGUGCCUGA
Protopolystoma xenopodis is the source of this 360-nucleotide messenger RNA. Lineage: Eukaryota; Metazoa; Platyhelminthes; Monogenea; Polystomatidea; Polystomatidae. The record is from the annotation of a GenBank genome assembly.